GCGGUAUAUGAAUCCCUCAUUGGAGAACCGCUGAUAAUGAGGCUAUUGUGUUUUCUAUGGUUACAUGCAAUCAUAUGAUCAAGUUUUUUGAAACGGCGGGUCCGCCUCCAACACAGGAGGCUACAAACUUGAACCGAAAGUAGGUUAUGAGUUUUUUCUCAAGAAGAGUCGCUACCUUCGCCUCGAAAGAAGCUGAAAGCUGCUCACUGCUGUGUGGACGCCUCUGAUCUGUCCGCAAUUGCACCUCACCAGACAUUUCAGUGACAAUCCCUCAAGUACAAAGGACAGAUGACAGAGCAGAUACAGCCUCUGCGUCCCUCCAGCACAUUGUCGUAAUGUUGUUAAAUCUUUAUUAAAAUCUCAAGCUGCUGCUUAAGCGACAUGGAGUCUCAAAGUGGACUGAGCAGCAGAUGACCGACCAGACAGGAGUCAGUGAUGGAGGAUCUGUCAGAGAUAAGUGGAGGAACUGGUGCAACCGGUGGUCAAGAAGAGGAUUCUUCUUUGUAGGAUGGUCAGAGACAAUCUUAAUAAAACAGUAGUACAGAGCCAAAGACAGAACCGCACAGCUGAGACACAGAGCCAAAGUCAGUCACCUGAAGAGCCUGCAAGACACGAACAAGCACAAAGCCAAAAGAGAGUUAAUCCAGAGAGCCAAGAGCCAACAGAGAGGCAACUAGAUUUACUGCACUGGAGCAAAUUCAACUUCGAGGAGGAACCUGAAACCUGGCACCAGUCAUUGACUGGAGCUGAUGCUGAGAGCUUGCCCACACACCUCCGUCCAUUCAGCUGCGCGGCAGAGUACAAGCUAGUGAAACACACUUACCAGCAGCUCCAACACAGUGGUUACUACUGGGGAUCAAUGACCAUGGAGGAAGCACACGAAAUACUCACACAGGCACCACUGGGAACCUUUCUGAUCAGAGACAGCGGCCAGCCGGAUGUUUUCUUCACUCUGAGUUACCAAAGCGAUGAUGGGCCGACUAGUGUUCGUAUCCAGCUGAACAACCUGCUCUUCAGUCUCUAUGGCAGCCACAGGACUUUUGCUUCACUCUUUGACCUGCUCACAUAUUACACUGGCUCAUCCUGUAAGUUGACAGCACCCUAUCGCAAGCAGCGUCCGGAGUGCCUGAAGCAGAUUUGCAGGAGGGCUCUUAUACGCACAUAUGGAGCAGAAAACAUGAGCACCUUGCCUGGACUCAGUACUCAAGUUAAAGACUAUGUUCGUACGUACCCUUGUUCUAUAUAGAAACACGUGUGGACAGAGCACCUGUUACUGGAUGAAUAUGUUGUUUGUAUUAUUAUGAGUAAAAAAAAUUAUCUGUAAUUGUGUUAUGUUAUUUACAAUAACACAAAUACAGCUUGAGUAUUUGAUCUGCAAGUUGUUCAAGGAAUAUUUCCACACAUCAAAAGAGCAUGUGUUAUCAUUUUUUAAUUAAUAACAAUGGAAACCCACAUUUAUUAUUGUUGUUAUUAUUAUUUUUAUUUUUAUUAUUUUCAACAAAUCCUGUAUAACUGAUGCACCACUGCCUCCAUGAUACAUAUCAGUUUUUAACGUCCGUAAAUGUAAAAUUAGCUGCCUGAUUUGAACGAAGGUACUGUAGUGUUGGUCUCCAUCAACUCCUAAAAUAUUUCUCUAAUGCAUCGUUGCUGGAUGUAUAACUUUCUUUCCAGCUAGAGAGUAGCUACUAUAGGUAACUUUAUCUUCUCCCUGCCUGGCUGCAACGGAAGGGAUUGAUGAGAGCAGCUAAAACUCAAUUAUGCUGUAAAUGCUGUAAAAACAAAAACCUAAAAGAGGCUCAGAAAGUUCCACAGAGCAGUAGAUUUGGUGAUUAAAUAAAAUAAUGGUUUCAAAUGACCUGUGGUAGAGUUGGUGAUUAAAUAAAAUAAUGGUUUCAAAUGACCUGUGGUAAUGUAAUUCAGUUGUAAUAUAACAGUAUUGAUUAAUGCAGUUUAAUUAUUCAUCAACACUUGAAAACAUUUUACACGUGUACUUAGUAUCUUUAGUCCUGUGGAAGAACAAACAAUCUUACCUGUGUAAGUGGGAUGCUUUGCAAAACUUUGUCCAUGUUGAAUAAAUGAAAAUCUUUUGCCUAGUG
Molecule: messenger RNA, 2096 nt
Organism: Micropterus dolomieu (smallmouth bass)
Lineage: Eukaryota; Metazoa; Chordata; Actinopteri; Centrarchiformes; Centrarchidae
Product: suppressor of cytokine signaling 1-like
Exons: 4
Coding region: 509-1246 (245 amino acids)
Biological process (GO): phosphatidylinositol phosphate biosynthetic process
Cellular component (GO): phosphatidylinositol 3-kinase complex
Molecular function (GO): 1-phosphatidylinositol-3-kinase regulator activity
Source: RefSeq, a predicted model, not a curated record